Messenger RNA from Penicillium malachiteum, 2769 nucleotides. RefSeq names its product autophagy protein ATG9 (gene atgI). Lineage: Eukaryota; Fungi; Ascomycota; Eurotiomycetes; Eurotiales; Aspergillaceae. Gene Ontology annotation, cellular component: phagophore assembly site; autophagosome. The transcript has a single exon. Gene Ontology annotation, biological process: protein localization to phagophore assembly site; autophagy of mitochondrion. The record is from RefSeq and is a predicted model, not a curated record. The coding region runs from base 1 to 2769 and encodes 922 amino acids.
AUGAUGUCCUCAAACAUUCUUUCACGUUUCUUACCACCCGCCGAUUCCCCCUCCGUAUAUGAUACAAUCCGAGAACACGAUGCCGGCUCCGAUUCCUCUGAUGUCGAAGAGCGUGCGGGGAUGGCCCCGAUAGGCGACCAGGACAACUUGAGCGAUGGAGAACUCCAAGAUGCAUUGGCAGAUGCACGAGGCAUCGAGCUGUCAAGUUCAACUGCAGGUUUGCUCAGUCGGCCCUCGCAGCAGCCACAUUCCCAGGGCUCUCCAUCAUUCUCGAGGCGUCGGAACCUUUCCAGGCGCCGAGGUGACUCUCAGGGAUAUGAUGAUAACGAUGUACCCCAAUACCUGUUAGUAGAAGAGAAUGACGAUGAGGAUUUGAAGUCACGUCUGCCUCCUCCGCCUCAGAUGAUGCCCAGUCGCUCUCAAACACCGAGCCCUCAACCGUCCCCACUCCCGCAACAACCACGCUGGGGACUUCCACGUAACGAAGUAACGUCAGAACUGAACACUCGUCAUCCGUGGACUCAGUGGUUAGCCAGGCAGCAUCUGAGUCUUGCGAAUAUCGAUCCUAAAAAGAAAGCCAUGUGGCGCUGGGCGAACGUUGAUGAUCUGGAUAAUUUCCUGAAAGAUGUUUAUACCUAUUUUCUCGGUAACGGCUUCUGGUCGAUUCUUUUAAGUCGUGUCUUGAAUCUUUCAACGUUUGCCUUUGUGGUAGGCUUCUCUACUUUUCUCACCAACUGUGUUGACUACCACAAGGUGAGAGGGAGCAAAUCACUAGACGAGAUCCUGGUGCCCCAAUGCACAUCCAAUAUGUCUGGCUCGUCGCUAUUCCUGCUGUGGCUGUUUAGUUUCUUCUGGAUUGGGAAACUGUUCCAGUACAUGCUAGACAUUCGUCGACUUCACCAUAUGCAUGACUUUUAUCUGCACUUGCUUGGGGUUUCUGACGCAGAGGUUCAAACUAUCUCAUGGCAAGAAGUAGUCAGCCGACUGAUGGCAUUACGAGAUUCCAAUCCGUCUACGGCGGCAGCUGUAUCUGCUAAACACCGACGGUUCAUGGGAAGCCAGUCGAAACAGCGGAUGGAUGCUCACGACAUUGCGAAUCGUCUUAUGCGCAAGGAAAACUUCAUGAUCGCCCUGAUUAACAAGGAUAUCCUGGACCUCACACUUCCCAUCCCAUUCCUCAGGAACCGACAACUCUUUUCUCGCACACUGGAGUGGAACCUCAAUCUAUGCAUCAUGGACUACGUAUUCAAUCAGCAAGGUCAGCUUCGAACCUUGUUUCUCAAGGACACCCACCGAAAAACACUCAGCGAUGGCUUACGGCGACGCUUCAUAUUUGCUGGCAUUAUGAAUAUAUUUGUCGCUCCGUUUAUAGUUAUCUACUUUCUGAUGCAUUACUUUUUUCGAUACUUUAACGAGUUCAAGAAGAAUCCAUCGCAGAUUGGAUCUCGUCAAUAUACGCCGCUGGCGGAGUGGAAGUUUCGAGAGUUCAAUGAGCUGUGGCACAUGUUUGAGCGGCGAACCAAUAUGUCCUAUCCAUUCGCUAGCCGUUACAUUGACCAGUUUCCAAAGGACAAAACGGCGCAGGUGGGUCGAUUUGUCGCCUUUGUAUCCGGUGCAUUAGCUUCGGUGCUGGCGCUUGCUUCGGUGGUGGAUCCAGAGUUAUUCCUCGGUUUUGAGAUUACCCCGGAUCGCACCGUGUUGUUCUACCUGGGUAUAUUCGGUACGAUAUGGGCAGUUGCACGAGGGGUGGCCCCUGAAGAAACCGACGUCUUUGACCCCGAGUAUGCACUCCUGGAGCUGAUCGACUUUACCCAUUACUUCCCAUCAUCCUGGAAAGGUCGUCUACACAGUGAUGACGUGCGUAAAGAAUUUGCCGUCCUCUACCAGAUGAAGAUCGUCGUCUUCCUUGAAGAAAUCCUCAGCAUGAUUUUUACUCCCUUUGUACUGUGGUUCAGUCUCCCUAAAUGCAGUGACCGACUGAUCGACUUCUUCCGGGAGUUCACUGUUCAUGUGGAUGGGAUGGGCUAUCUUUGCUCCUUUGCAGUCUUUGAUUUCAAGAAAGGCACGAAUGAAAUGUCUCAAGGUCGGGAGGCUGGUAAACAAGAUCUACGAGCCGAUUACUUCUCCACCAAGGAUGGAAAGAUGCUUGCUUCAUACUAUGGAUUUUUAGACCAUUACGGGGCUCACAAUCACCCGGCGGGCCGGCGACAAUUCCAUCCACCUCCGAACUUACCCACUCUAGCCACUCCCGAGACGGGUGGACUCCACGAUCGAACGGAUUAUUAUCACCCUCGACCGGGUCCGGGAGGUGGAGCCUUUGGCCAGUCCAUUGUCGCAUCACGGUUUAGACCCAUGGCGAUCGGUGAUACCCGCUCUCCUGCUCAUUCCGUACUUCUUGAUCCACAUAACCAGCCAUCGUCAUCUGGGUUCCGUCCCGGUCGAAAUCUAUCUCACCAGCGUCCUCGUCCCGCCUAUUCACAGCAUCCUAUGAUGGGACCUGUUGAAGACGAUGAUGUACCUUCUGAAUUUGCACGUUAUUCUUCAGGGCGGCCCACGGGUGCAGCUGGAGCCUCGAGUGGUGGUCUCGGUAGCGAGGGUGAGAUCGGAGAAUCCUGGCGAAUGAAUUCAUUGGGCAGAGAUGAUGACGCUGGGGAGGGCAACGAUGGCGAAAAUUUGGAGGCCAUUGCUGGUGGAGGCGGGGUGCUGGGUCUCAUUCAGCAAUUUCAGAAGGCUAAUACAGAUGGGCGACGGACUGCAGUGGGGAUCUAG